CGGACAGCAAAUAACAAGUUAUCAACCUAUCUGGAGAAUCUGGCAUGCAUGCAAUAUGCAAUACAAUGUAAAAUGUGAAUUUUGCACAACUUAAUAGACAUAUGACAAAGCAUUGAACAAAUUUUCAUGUGUAAAUUUAAUAUUUCAAUUAAAUAUGAUAUCUUCCUCAAAUGGAAAAAUACAUAAAUGUAUGAAAUGACAACUUUGUUUUUUAAGUAAAUAAUGUUAUUCUGUCCAACGUGUGCUAAUAUUUUGAUGGUUGAAGAAGGGCCAGAAUCCGGACUGCGCUACGCUUGUAAUACUUGUCCUUACGUUUAUAACAUAAAGAAGAAAGUUUCAUCGCGCACGUUCCCAAAAUUGAAGGAACUUGAUUAUAUUAUGGGCGGUGCUGCCGCGUGGGAGAACGUCGAUUCAACUGAUGCUGUUUGCCCCAAGUGUGGUCAUGGAAGAGCCUUCUUCAUGCAACUUCAAACUCGCUCUGCAGAUGAACCUAUGACAACCUUCUACAGAUGCUGCAAUCAUAAGUGUGCACAUAAUUGGCGUGAUUAAUUCAUGAGUGUAGUGCUUAAAAAGUAAUAACUUUCAGUAUGAACAUAUUUAAAAAAAUUCAAUUAAAUUGUUAUAUUGUGAGAAAGAAAAGUGCCUGUACUAAAAUGAAGCUUGACAAAAUGGCUACCAUAAUUAAUUG
This is a messenger RNA of Vanessa atalanta (red admiral), 688 nucleotides long. It is a transcript of the gene Polr3K, whose product is annotated as DNA-directed RNA polymerase III subunit RPC10. Gene Ontology annotation, biological process: DNA-templated transcription; termination of RNA polymerase III transcription. NCBI's taxonomy places the organism in Eukaryota, Metazoa, Arthropoda, Insecta, Lepidoptera, Nymphalidae. The transcript has 2 exons. The coding region runs from base 223 to 549 and encodes 108 amino acids. Gene Ontology annotation, molecular function: zinc ion binding; nucleic acid binding; DNA-directed RNA polymerase activity. Gene Ontology annotation, cellular component: RNA polymerase III complex. The record is from RefSeq and is a predicted model, not a curated record.